Messenger RNA from Rhinopithecus roxellana (golden snub-nosed monkey), 2635 nucleotides. RefSeq names its product methylcrotonoyl-CoA carboxylase 1 (gene MCCC1). The transcript is spliced from 19 exons. Gene Ontology annotation, molecular function: methylcrotonoyl-CoA carboxylase activity; metal ion binding; ATP binding. The record is from RefSeq and is a predicted model, not a curated record. Gene Ontology annotation, cellular component: mitochondrion. Lineage: Eukaryota; Metazoa; Chordata; Mammalia; Primates; Cercopithecidae. Bases 142 to 2403 code for a protein of 753 amino acids.
UUGGAUCAGCCCAAAGCUAGGCUCAGGCUCCGACGGUGGCCGGUGGGGGUCACGAGGCUUCGGAGUGAAGGGAAGGGUUUGGCUUGUGGGACUCAGCCGCCUCUGUGCUGGGGAGUCGUGGAGCGGCCGGGCUCCAGAGACAUGGCGGCGGCCUCUGCGGUGUCGGUCCUGCUGGUGGCGGCGGAGAGGAACCGGUGGCAUCGUCUCCCGAGCCUGCUCCUGCCGCCCAGGACAUGGGUGUGGAGGCAAAGAACCAUGAAGUACACAACAACCACAGGAAGAAACAUUACCAAGGUCCUCAUUGCAAACAGAGGAGAAAUUGCCUGCAGGGUGAUGCGCACAGCCAGAAAACUGGGUGUACAGUCUGUGGCAGUUUAUAGUGAGGCUGACAGGAAUUCCAUGCAUGUAGAUAUGGCGGAUGAAGCAUAUUCCAUCGGUCCCGCUCCCUCCCAGCAGAGCUACUUAUCUAUGGAGAAAAUCAUUCAAGUGGCCAAGACCUCUGCUGCACAGGCUAUCCAUCCAGGAUAUGGUUUUCUUUCAGAAAACAUGGAAUUUGCUGAACUUUGUAAGCAAGAAGGAAUUAUUUUUAUAGGCCCUCCUCCAUCUGCAAUUAGAGACAUGGGUAUAAAGAGCACAUCCAAAUCCAUAAUGGCUGCUGCUGGAGUACCUGUUGUGGAGGGUUAUCAUGGUGAGGACCAAUCAGAUCGGUGCCUGAAGGAACACGCUGGGAGAAUUGGCUAUCCUGUCAUGAUUAAAGCCGUCCGGGGUGGAGGAGGAAAAGGAAUGAGGAUCGUUAGAUCGGAGCAAGAAUUUCAAGAACAGUUAGAAUCAGCGCGGAGAGAAGCUAAGAAGUCUUUCAAUGAUGAUGCUGUGCUGAUCGAGAAGUUUGUAGAUACACCGAGGCAUGUAGAAGUCCAGGUGUUUGGUGACCACCAUGGCAAUGCUGUGUACUUGUUUGAAAGAGACUGUAGUGUGCAGAGACGACAUCAGAAGAUCAUUGAGGAGGCCCCAGCGCCUGGUAUUAAACCUGAAGUAAGAAAAAAGCUGGGAGAAGCUGCAGUCAGAGCUGCUAAAGCUGUAAAUUAUGUUGGAGCAGGGACUGUGGAGUUUAUUAUGGACUCGAAACAUAAUUUCUAUUUCAUGGAGAUGAAUACAAGGCUGCAAGUGGAACAUCCUGUUACUGAGAUGAUCACAGGAACUGACUUGGUGGAGUGGCAGCUUAGAGUGCGAAUAUUUUUUCUAUUAAAGAUCAGCCUUGGCUGGGUGCGGUGUCUUACGCCUGUAGUCCCAACACUUUGGCAGGCCAAGAUUGCAGCAGGAGAGAAGAUUCCUUUGAGCCAGGAAGAAAUAACUCUGCAGGGCCAUGCCUUCGAAGCUAGAAUAUAUGCAGAAGAUCCUAGCAAUAACUUCAUGCCUGGGGCUGGCCCAUUAGUGCACCUCUCUACCCCUCGAGCAGAUCCUUCCAUCAGGAUUGAAACUGGAGUACGGCAAGGAGAUGAAGUUUCCGUGCAUUACGACCCCAUGAUUGCAAAGCUGGUCGUGUGGGCUGCAGAUCGCCAGGCAGCAUUGACAAAACUGAGGUACAGCCUUCGUCAGUACAAUAUUGUUGGACUGCACACCAACAUUGACUUCUUACUCAAUCUGUCUGGCCACCCAGAGUUUGAAGCUGGGAACGUGCACACUGAUUUCAUCCCUCAACACCACAAAGAAUUGUUGCUUAGUCGGAAGGCUGCAGCCAAAGAGUCUUUAUGCCAGGCAGCCCUGGGUCUCAUCCUCAAGGAGAAAGCCAUGACCGAUGCUUUCACUCUUCAGGCACAUGAUCAAUUCUCUCCAUUUUCGUCUAGCAGUGGAAGAAGACUGAAUAUCUCUUAUACCAGAAACAUGACUCUUAAAGAUGGUAAAAACAACGUAGCCAUAGCUGUAACGUAUAACCAUGAUGGGUCUUAUAGCAUGCAGAUUGAAGAUAAAACUUUCCAGGUCCUUGGCGAUCUUUACAGCAAGGAAGACUGCACUUACCUGAAAUGUUCUGUUAAUGGAGUUGCUAGUAAAGCUAAGCUGAUUAUCCUGGAAAACACUAUUUACCUAUUUUCCAAGGAAGGAAGUAUUGAGAUUGACAUUCCAGUGCCCAAAUACUUAUCUUCUAUGAGCUCAGAAGGAACUCAGGGAGGCCCCCUAGCUCCUAUGACUGGAACCAUUGAAAAGGUGUUUGUCAAAGCUGGAGACAAAGUGAAAGCGGGAGAUGCCCUCAUGGUUAUGAUCGCCAUGAAGAUGGAGCAUACCAUAAAGGCUCCAAAGGAUGGCACAAUAAAGAAAGUGUUCUACAGAGAAGGUGCUCAGGCCGACAGACACACUCCUUUAGUGGAGUUUGAGGAGGAAGAGUCAGACAAAAGGGAAUCAGAAUAAACUCCAGCAAGGAAAUGGCCAAUUAAGUAGUGUCUUCUGUCUCCACCAAAAAGAGAAAGUGCCUCCUGCUUUUCUCGGGGUCUCGUAAAAAGCAGUUUUACUAAAUGAUUGUAUGUUUGUGCUGAAUGUCUUUCAUAUUUGAGAAUCAUGCAUUUGGAUCACAAAUAUAAUAAAUUAUCUCAAAAUAUUUCACACGAAUAAAGUUGAAUUAUUCUUUUUUAUUGGAAACCAA